Messenger RNA from Myxocyprinus asiaticus (Chinese sucker), 7345 nucleotides. RefSeq names its product band 4.1-like protein 1. Bases 167 to 4495 code for a protein of 1442 amino acids. The transcript has 25 exons. Gene Ontology annotation, molecular function: structural molecule activity; actin binding. Gene Ontology annotation, cellular component: plasma membrane; cytoskeleton. Gene Ontology annotation, biological process: cortical actin cytoskeleton organization. Lineage: Eukaryota; Metazoa; Chordata; Actinopteri; Cypriniformes; Catostomidae. The record is from RefSeq and is a predicted model, not a curated record.
GUUGCUCUCAGUCACUGUAGCCGCUCUCCGGUGCGGUAGCUGCUUUACCGAGAAAUAUUCGACGGGAUCUAGGCAGGACCGCUUUACGCAUCAUUUACCCCGAAAACCUCCAUGAUCCACACCUGGACGAGCACUUGACAGCUCAGUAAGAAAAAGAGAGGUUACUAUGAGAACAGAGACGGGGCCUGAUGCGGAGGUGCCACCCCAACACAAGGAGUCUGCAGUCAGCAUGCCAGAGUCAGCCUCAGAUGGCAAAAUGACCAAACAGGAAAACAAGUCUCAAGAUGACCACAGAGAUGCAGAAGACACUUCAGAAAAAAUUACACCUGGCAAGAGCCCUAAAUCUCAUCAGAAAGCCUCCAAACGCUCUAAGACGGUUCCCUUUAAAGUGACUCUUCUGGACAGCUCUGAUUAUGAAUUUAACAUUGAGAAACAGUGUAAAGGGCAGCUUCUCCUGGAUCUGGUGUGUGAACAUCUAAACCUGUUGGAGAAGGACUACUUUGGUUUGACCUUCAGUGAUUCUGACAGCCAAAAGAACUGGUUGGACCCUUCCAAGGAGAUAAAAAAACAGAUGAGAACUUCUCCUUGGCAUUUAACCUUUGCUGUGAAGUUCUAUCCACCGGACCCCUCGCAGCUCAUGGAAGACAUUACCAGGUACUACCUGUGUCUGCAGCUGCGAAAUGACAUCCUCUCCGGCCGACUGCCCUGUUCUUUUGUCACACACGCUCUGCUGGGCUCCUACACUGUGCAGGCGGAGCUGGGUGACUACGACCAAGAGGACCAUGGCUCAGACUACAUUAGUGACUUCCGCUUUGCCCCAAACCAGACCCGUGAGCUGGAGGAGAGGGUGAUGGAGCUACACAAGACUUACAGGGGAAUGACACCUGCAGAGGCAGAAGUGAACUUCCUGGAGAAUGCUAAGAAACUCUCCAUGUAUGGAGUCGACCUGCAUCAUGCUAAGGAUUCAGAAGGGACUGAUAUCAUGCUGGGUGUGUGUGCCAAUGGUCUAUUGAUUUACCGUGACAGGCUGAGGAUCAACCGCUUUGCCUGGCCGAAGAUUCUCAAGAUCUCCUACAAAAGGAGCAAUUUCUACAUCAAGAUCCGCCCUGGAGAGUACGAGCAGUUUGAGAGCACCAUUGGCUUCAAGCUCCCCAACCACAGAUCUGCUAAGAGACUAUGGAAGGUCUGCAUCGAACACCACACCUUUUUCAGGCUUGUGUCUCCAGAACCUCCACCAAAGGGCUUUCUGGUAAUGGGUUCAAAGUUCAGAUACAGCGGGAGAACCCAGACCCAGACACAACAGGCCAGCGCUCUCAUUGACCGCCCUGCUCCCCACUUUGAGCGCUCUACUAGCAAGAGAUACCUCCUUUCUCGCAGUCUAGAUGGAGCAGAAUUCUCUCCGGUCUCAACGCUAGGUGAGAUCCAUGAUGGUCUAUCGCAGAAGAGUGAGAGUGAGCAGCCACAGUGUCUGUCUGGAGACGAAGCUGAGCCUGACCUCAGUCUGGAUCAAGACCAGGAUCAGGACCAGGAUCAGGACCAGGAUCAAGACCAGAGCAGGAGUGAGGAGAUGGUCACAACCCCUACCAGGAAAAAAGACUUUAAGGAGGACGCAGGUGUGGCUGUUGAUAAUAAACAGGAGUUUCUAGAUAAGUCAGAAGAUGUUCUCCUGAAGCACCAGGCCAGCAUCAAUGAGCUGAAGCGAGCCCUGAGGGAGCCCAACAGUAAGCUGAUGAACCGGGAGAAGCGUCUGUCAGAGACAUCCCCAGGCAGCACUCCAGAGAAGAAGGCAGAGGCUGUUGGUGCAGGGGGAAGGGAACCUGUCAACAGCCUCUCGGUGGAGGGCUUCAUCCAGAAGACUGUAUUGACUUCACCCGAGGGCUCUGAGGAAUGGGUGUUAAUCGAAAAACAAGAUGCGUAUCAACCGGACUAUGAAAUGGAGGAAAAAGAAAAGAACAAAGCUAGCACAUCUCCACCUCCUCUGGUUAUUGAUCCCCUUACUAAGAAAAAGUGGGAGACUGAAAAACAAAGAGAAGUUACUAAGAUGAUACACACUGAGCUAAUGGGAGAGGAUGGUAAAGAAACAUAUUUGCAAAUGGAAAGUUUUGCAGGCCCAAAAAUAUUUCCAGUGGAGAAGUCAACUGAAGCAAAAGAAAAGAGCACCAUAAGUGAAUACACUACAUUUUUAUCAAGUACUAAGGCUAAAUCUGAAUUAUGUACAGAAGAUAAAUCAGAAAAAGAGCCUUGCCAACCUGCUGAAUCCAGACCUGAGAACGAGAAGACCCCAAUUCCACAUGUUAUGGUGGAAGGUGCUCCACGCAAAGUCAGAAGAGAGAGAAGACCUCAAAGCUUAAAUUUGGGGAGGUCGAGGGACUUUGUGUAUGAAACAGAAGCUAAAAGUUCAAACAUCACACAAGAUAGUGUAGAGUCUGAUGAGGACAAUAAUACUGAAGAUAUAGAGGAAACUCUGAUUUGUCCUCCUGAAGAGUUCAACUCAGCACCAGACAUAUGGUCACCAUCCAUGGCUGAAAAGCUAAAUCAGCCAGCCACAAAUAUAUCUGUUGGAACACCACUUGAAGAACAUCAAAAGGAGUUCGACAAGGUAAUGGAAAAAGAUUUGCAGAUACCCAAUCAAGGAGCAGCAAGAUCUGAUGAUGCAAGAAAGCUUGCAGAAGGUCAAGAGAAGCCAUGUACCGAAGUGAAGAUUAUGAACACUGAAGACAAACAAGAAAACCAAGAUUCAGUUAAUGGUCCUGGCAAAGAUAAGCUGAAUAGUGUCAAGACUGAUGUCAGAUUUGAGGUCAUGAAAGUUAUCAUGAUUGAUAACUGUAAGAACAAAGAGGAGCCUGGGGAUGUAAUCAAGCAAAGAAUGGAAGGGUUGGGUCUUGAGAAGAAGAUAAACAAUACUGAAUUAGAGAAAGCUGAGGGCAUCCAACUAGCCAACGAGCCAAGAAAGACUAGCCAGAGGGUAACAGGACAUGUAAGAACAGAUAUAACAAGAAUCGUUCCAUUAAAACCUGAAAGAGUGAGAAGCCAGAGUUACAAAGAUGACUUAGAAAUUGGACAAGGCUCGGAAAUUAUGAAAAUUAAUUUUAAAAGAUAUAGUAUGAAUGAAUCUUUCGAGAGGCACUUUGACCCAAGUAAGUUUGAGAGCAGGGACACUAGCUCUUUCUAUGCUAACUUUACCACAAGUCCAGUGAAAGCUUACAAAGGUCAGAAGGAGUCAUCUACGAUGGACCACUUAAUCUCCGAGACCUCUGAGCAACAAGUGUUAAGGGAUUUAGAGGGAUCACCACAAGAAAGAGCUAUGCAGGAUAAUGACACUACAAAACACACCAGCAGAAUGGUCCAUGGAGAUCUUCUGCUGCCCGAGGAGGGAAUUUCAUGUGUCCAACCUCACAUAUCUAGGACCCCAGUCCACCAAAAAAAUGCCCCACCAGCUCCCCCUAUUAAAACAAAGAAAGCAAGAGAAUCAGGUCUUUUUCUGCGCAAUAGUCGCAACUUUAACAAAGACCCAACUCUGGAAGCUGACAAGAAGAACCUUCUGGAGUGUCUGUCCAGCACUACUACUCAUGAAGACCCACGAGAUGAUGUUAAGCAGCGACCUGCCUCCACCGUGGAGGAUGACUAUAAUAGUGAGCUAGCUGGUUUAAAGGACAUCCACCUGGCCAUCGAGAGGAAGUGUUCAAGCAUGACUGUCAGCUCCACGUCAAGCCUGGAAGCGGAGGUGGAUUUCACUGUCAUUAUGGACUUACAUUGUGAGAUGGAUGAAUUUUCAAGAGGCAUGGCAGAGCUGGGCGAGAAGGACCAGCAGGUGGAGAUGGGUAGGGAGAGCUUUGAGGAGCCCCCCUUGUCUCACUCCACCCAUCAUGUGAAUUUGAGAGAUGUAUCACUCAGGAGGGAAUGUUUCAUCGAAGGUCGCCCCCAUCAGGAUAUAGAACCUCCCCCUGUUGCCAAGAAAGAUCCCAGCACAGUGAGUGCUGCCCACAUCUUGAGGAAAGUGGAACCACAUUCCAAUGGCUCUGAAAUUCCUCAUGCAGUUGAAGAGGUCUCAGUUCAUCACUCUAUGCAGGACGAUAAGACUGCUGUCAUCUGUAAGGAGACCAAUAUCUCCAGCACUGACGUCAUACAGCCACAGAAGGUGGACACGAAACAGGAAGAGAGCAGAGCUAAGGAGGUAAAAGAGAAUGGGUCCCCUGUAAGGACAAACAGUCUGGCAAGAAACUUGGUUGUGUCUCCUCUCACCAUCACCACAGAAAAUGUUACCUCAGCCACCACCACUCAAGUGACCAAGACAGUGAAAGGAGGAUAUGCAGAGACCAGGAUUGAGAAAAGAAUCAUCAUAACAGGAGAUGACGAUGUGGACCAACAUCAGGCUCUUGCCAUGGCAAUACAGGAAGCCAAACAACAGCAUCCUGACAUGCUGGUGACUAAGGCAGUAGUAGUAAGGGAAACAGACUCUUCCUAUGAAGAGAAACAUCGGACAUCUGAGUCUUGAUCACUAGAGGUUGCUGUUGCGAACAGUGACAAGAAGAUUAGCUCUGGAUGGAUAUCAAUUAAACGUUGUAUAUUCCAAUCAAGAGAAGAUGACUUACACUGCUGAAAAAUGCCCAUAAAACAAACCACCCAUGCGUUCAGCUCUCCCUACCUACUGCUGUGGCCCCUCUGUCCUUCUGUUUAGCCAAACAUGACUUCAGACCAACAAUAUCCCAUUAUCUGAUGUCAAUACAAUGUACAGCACCAUGCAGAGUAUUUGACUUCAGUAUAACAACAGUAGUCUGAAUCAUCUGAAGUCUUUAAGAGCUUUAACCCUGAAUUGUAUAAAUGUCAAUAGUUUAACCUUAAAUUUAGAGUGGAUUUGAAAAAAAUAAUAAAAAUAAAAUAAAUACUGAAAGUGUUGCCAAAAUUACACCAUGCCAUCAUGUAUGCACUUGUCGUGACAUCAGACUUUUUUUUUUUUUUUUGUCCAACAACUUCCUGGUACACUAUUAUUUUGCAGUUACAGCGUGAACUAUAUAUUUCUCAGUUCAAAAGAACAUUGUUCAGGAGAUUCGGUCUUCCAUUUUGGAUUCAUACAUGGCUUUCGAGGAUUCCCUGGAAGAAAGUUUGCAGAGGACACAGAAGUUAUGUGUCUGUGCUGGCCUCGAAAGAUGGCCAUUGGCCAGCCUCGAGUGUUAACUGUCACUAAUAUACUCCAGUGCUUUCUUUUUAGAUUUGUAAAGAUUUUUAAAUAAUAGUUGAUCAAAUUUUUGCUUGUUAAUUAUGAAUACUUAUCAAUUAGAUUAUCAUAUGCAUUUGCAUGAAAUAAAACCUAGAUUUUGAAUGGUGGGAGCACUCAUGCGACAAUGCAGAGUGUAUAACUGAUCAGUUAUAAAGGGUAUAGAUAGUUAUACUCUGCAUGUAAAAACAACUGAAGUGACAACACAGAUUUACACAUCCCAUAAUAAACAACAGACAUGUUCAAGUGGUGUAUAUCGGCUUGAAAUCCAUGGGUUGCCACUAAGUUGUGACAUGUCAACAAAGCAAAAAAAAAAACAAAAAAAAAACAACAACAACAAAAAUCACUUUCCUUUCUUCGUUUCUGGGUGAAACCAAUCUCUCCAUUGUGAACUUGACACCCAAAAUGUAUUGCGAUGAGUCCAGUUAAAAAAAAUCUACCUUAGAUGGUGGACAAAGCAAGAAAAACCAUUAUUAUUCUUAUAUAUCAUUAAUAACCCAAAAGUAAAAAUGUCCCAUCUAAUUAAAAUUAAAAAUGGGCUAUUUUUCUUACUGUUGUGUAUUUUGAUUGCUAUUUUAUUUUUGCACAAGGAGCUCUAUAUGACACAGAGUUGCUGCCUUGGUAAAGUGUUCCAAAUCAGUUUCAGGGAGAAUGCUUCUUAUGUUUGCAAUAGACUGCAAGGUGGCUUACAGGUUUUGUUGCAGUUACCAAAAUGAUGCUUUGAUGGGUAAUAUUAGAAUUUAUAUCAGUACAAUUUUAAUAGAUAUGUUUUAUUUAAAUGUCAGUUAUCAUGUAAGGAUGUGUUGUAUUUGUCUUUGCAUUCAUUUUAAGUUAUGCUGUAUGACUUUGAUUUUGUAUUUAUGAUUGCUGAAUGUUAGCCCUUGGGUUUUCCAUCUCCAAAGCUUCACCAUACAGCAGUGUGAUUAUUAUAUUCUGUCUCUCUAUGUGCAUAUUCCAACAUAUAAACAUACAUAUAGUUGUUUAAAUCAAAGAUAAAUGACCAUCAUAUACAGUAUAUUCUAUGCAUUAUAAAUAGCCUGAGAAAACAGCGAACUGAGGGGAUUUGGAUACUGUGAGCUGUUCUUGUCAAGUAAUUUGCAAUAAAUAAUAUGUUAAUAGAUGAAACUGUGAUUAUGCAUACUAUGUUUGUUGUACAUUAUGUUUAUAUGCACAGAUGUGUCACUGUUAACCAUGGCUCGGUCUCUGCACAUACCCUACUGUACUUCUCACUGCUGUGUCCUUGGGAAUGGAAGACCCUCGGAACAUGUCUGAUCUGCUGUUAAAAAAGGCCCCAUCACACAAAGGAUGUUUAUAUUUCCAGGGUAGUAUCACUGGAGGCCCUGGUCAUUUACUGCAAGCAUGUUUUAUUUCAUGAGCAGGCCGAGGCGGAAUCUGCAGAAUUCUGCAGAAUGGAUUUAAACAUAGUAAAAUGUCUUAAAUGGAACAGUGGUUUUCAAAUGGUGGGUCACAACCCAAAAAAUUGGUCACAGGUCUAUUCUAAUGGGGUCACGGACAUCAGAGAAAAAACAAUGCUAAAUGCAAUAUUAAAAUGCAACUAACUAUGUAAUUGUGUAUAUUUAGGAUAGCAAAAUAAAUGGGCUUAUAAAUGAGCUAUGAACUUUUUAAAGGGAGGAUAAAAUGCUCAUAUGUUUUACUGUUGAUGUCAAAUGCUGUCCAUCCAAUCAAACUAUGAAGUAUUUUGGUGCAAUUUCCUCAAUCACUUAGUUGAAUUUAGCCAAACUAGGCAGAUGCUAACAUGGUUGCUUGACAUCCCCACAUCUUCAAAAAUCAUAAUGUUAAAACAUUUUAAUUUAAACAUUUUGAUUUUAAGGACAUUUUCGAUUACAUAUCAGUUUUGGUCACCACUUGAUAUCCAAUGUAAAGUCUGAAACCUAAAGCAAAACCAGUUAAGAAUAACUGAGCUAGACUGUUAUUGGUAGCUGAAAGUAUCAAUUCGGCACAAUAUUUGAUGUACACUCAUCGCACACGGCUGGAGAAAUGUAGAGCUUUGUGAAUGAUGGCUUUUUCUAUUCUGUGGAGAUCUGUGGCUGCAAAUUCUAUGUAGGCCUGCUCAUAACAUGUUUACCUACUGUUUAUUUUGAAAGAAAAAAAUAAAAGAUUAAUAUGUGA